AUGACCGAGACCGGAGCGCCAAGCAGCAAGGCGGUCCUGACGCUGCUCUCGGCGCUACCGCUCCCGUCGGCGGCGCUCGCCGAGCUGGUAUUGCAGCAGUCGCCGUUCGCGCACCCGUCGCGCCUGCCCACGUCGGCAGUCAACAAGUUUCUCGCGCGGCUCAACGCGGCCGUGGGCGCGCGCGACCCGGGCGCGUGCGAGCUCGCCGGGGCAAUAAUCGAGCAGGACACGGAGGGGUACGCGUCUGCGCAGAGCGGAAAGAACUGGAUGGGCGCGGCGCUCGGCGCGCUCGCUGCCCCCGCGACGCCUGUCUCCGCGCUGCCAGCGUACCUCUCCCUCGCGGGCGCGCUCGUCGCCGCCGCGCCGUUCGCGCCCACGCUCGAGCGCGAGGUUGUCCAGCCGUCGCUAGGCAAGCUGGCCAUCUCGCUCUCGCGCCUCGUCGAGCGGCUCGUCCCUGCCGCCGAGUGGGCAGGCCUGCACGCCGUCCUCGCCGCCCUCCGGACCCUGCUCAUCGCCAACCCGGCCCCGUUCCGCCCCACAACGGCGACGCUCCGCUCAAUCCUCACCGCGCUCCUGCUCCGCAUCCCGCCCGCGCUCGCGCCCGAGCCGAUCAUCCUCGCCGCCGCCGAGACGCUCGCCGUCUUCCACCUCGUGGCGGGCAAGGCUGGCGCGCCGGCCGCAUGGGGUGCCGACGUCAAGGACGCGCUCGGCGGGUUCGCCGCCGGCGUGGCUGGCCUCGCGGCCGACGCGUGGGCUGAGGAGGCGCCGCGCGCGACCCCGUUCCCCUCGCCUGCGACACUCCCCCCGCUGCCUGUCGACCCGACCGCGCGGGCAGAGGCCGCUAUCGCCUGGGUAGAGGGUUACACCGAGCUCGUGCUCGCACUGCUCCGCCUGCCUAGCGCCCGGCCGGUGCCCGUCCCGCUCGUCCAGGUCGUGUCGUGUGCGCUGCGCGCCGUCAACCUGACCUUUGAGACGCCCGUCGCCGAGCACGUCUCGCCCGUUCACCACGCCGCGCUGCUGUCCGCCAUCCCGCGCCUCAACACCGCCGGUCUGCUGCUCCUCGGCCAGGCGGCCCUGUCCUGCGGCGACCAUCUCCUCCCCCACCUCACGGCGAUUCUCGAGCACACGGUGUACCUCCUCGAGACGACGCCGAGCUACAUGGCCGACGCGCGCGCCAAGCUCCUGCUGUGGCACACAAUCUGGCUCGAACAGUACCCCGCUGCCAUCUUGCCGACCGAGUACGUCACCCGCCUGCUGCGCUUCGCCCUCGGCGUCAUCGGCACGGCGCUCGACUCCAAGCCCACCACCGCGGUGCCCGUGCACCAGGGCAAACGCGGCAAGAAGCGCGGCCGCGGCGCCGAGGACGCGCUCGUCGGCGGCCUCGAGGGCCGCGCGCCCAAGCCCGUGUCCAAGGCCGACGCCGAGGUCAUCCUCGCCGCACUCGAGCUCACCCCGCUCCUGCACUCGGCGCCGCUGCUCUCGCCGGCCCUGCUCAACUUUUCCAUCCGGCUCCACCUGUCGCUGUUCCUCUCGCUCCCCGGCCGCAUUGCGUCGUUUGCCGACAAGGCAUCGCACCUCGAGCUGGAGCGCGCGGUGACUGCGGCGCUUGAGCACGUCGCCAUCAUGAACGAGGGGUCGGGCGGCACGUCGCGCGACAUCCGCGUGCUCCUGCUCUCCCUCCUGCCAACGUUCAAGACCGAGGCGUCCCGCCAGGCCUUCUCGCUCCUCCUCCACCCGGCCCUCCCGCCCAUGGCGCGCCCUCUGCCCCCGCUCUCGCAGCUGCACUACUUUGCCCCCGAGUCGGACGAGGAGAAGAAGAUCCGCAGGGAGAUGGGCUUCUUCACGGCUGAUGAGGUGGCCGGAGGUGCAGGGCAGGACGAGUCGGACGACGAGGAGAUGGCCGUGGACGACUGGGCGUCGGCGCCACCUGCCAAGGUGCAGGUUGUGGCGGCGGCGGCGGCGGUCGCUGCGCCUGCGCCUGUGUUCGUGCCCGCACCGGUUGUUUUGCCUGUGGUCCAGGCGGCGCCAGUGGUCCAGCAGGCUGCGCAGCCUCUGGUGCAGCCGUUAGCUGUUCAGCCUGUUGCCCCAGCGCCGCCCGUUGUGACUGAGGCGUCUGUCGCCGCUACUCCCGCGGCGUCGUUCAUGUCUGCGCCGUCCGCUUCGUCCUCAAAGCCGGUGGCGCCAGAGCCAGCAGCCGCUCCAGCCUCUGCUCCCGCCGCGGCGGACGACGACGAAGACGACGACAUGAUCCCCGAGCUGGACAGCGGGAGCGAGGACGACGACGAGGACGAUGACGACGAGUAG
Vanrija pseudolonga is the source of this 2304-nucleotide messenger RNA. RefSeq lists its product as uncharacterized. The transcript has a single exon. Lineage: Eukaryota; Fungi; Basidiomycota; Tremellomycetes; Trichosporonales; Trichosporonaceae. The record is from RefSeq and is a predicted model, not a curated record. Bases 1 to 2304 code for a protein of 767 amino acids. Gene Ontology annotation, biological process: rRNA processing. Gene Ontology annotation, cellular component: nucleus.